CACAGGCUCAAUCGCGUGCCAAGAUAGUUCUAAGGAGCGUUGUUUGUUUUCGUCAAAACAGUCAUGCCACCCAACGAGCCAGAACCCAUUCUUGAAGAUGCAGCUCCAGCUUCUUCUUCAGCUUCUGCCGCUGUCUCUGAGUCAGCUCCUGCUCCAAAGGAAGCUCCAGUAUCUACCCCCGCCCCAGAAGAUCCUCCAGUAUCCCCAGAAGAAGCUGCAGUAUCUGCCCCCAUCCCAGAAGAAGCCCCAGCAUCUGACCCUACACCCGAAUCUGUCACUGUUGAAGAGACUCUGGUUGUCCCUGAUCCAGCUCCUACCACAGCUACUGAUCCUGCUCCUGAAGCUCCGGUCCCUCCUCCUGCCUCUCCUGCACCAGCCCCAGAGGCUCCAGCCUCAGACGCUGCCCCUGCUCCGGCCCCUGAAGCCCCAGCCCCUCCGGCAGCUGCCCCGGACACUCCUGCACCUGCCCCAGCCGUAGCUGUUGGGAAAGGUCCCGCUGCUCCCACCAAAGCCCCGCCACAGCCAAAAACACCUGGAAAAGGACCUGCCGCUCCUACCAAAGCUCCACCCAAAGGACCUGCAAGCUCAGCCAAGGUCCCCUCUAAAGCAACAUCUCCUGCUCCUCCUAAAGCUGCAUCUCCUGCUCCUCCUAAAGCAGUAUCUCCUGCUCCUCCUAAAGCAGCAUCUCCUGCUCCUCCUAAAGCAGUAUCUCCUGCUCCUCCUAAAGCAGCAUCUCCUGCUCCCCCUACCACUCCAGCUCCUGCAGCUGAGACUGCCUCUGCUGCCUCUGCCUCUGCCCCAGAUCCGGAGCCAGCAAAGGAACCUAAAGUUGUUCCUAAGAGGGUCAUAGUACAGGGGCAGUGCUGGUGA
Hypomesus transpacificus is the source of this 870-nucleotide messenger RNA. RefSeq names its product vegetative cell wall protein gp1-like. Bases 64 to 870 code for a protein of 268 amino acids. The transcript has 2 exons. The record is from RefSeq and is a predicted model, not a curated record. NCBI's taxonomy places the organism in Eukaryota, Metazoa, Chordata, Actinopteri, Osmeriformes, Osmeridae.